Molecule: messenger RNA, 2430 nt
Organism: Wallemia ichthyophaga EXF-994
Lineage: Eukaryota; Fungi; Basidiomycota; Wallemiomycetes; Wallemiales; Wallemiaceae
Exons: 3
Coding region: 1-2430 (809 amino acids)
Molecular function (GO): protein binding
Source: RefSeq, a predicted model, not a curated record
AUGGAUGAUCUGCUUAAAUCUUUGAACGCUCUUGGUGUAGAUCCACCCACGGAUUCUCAAAUUCCAGAUCUACUCAACCCAGAGGAACAUGCAACGCUAGCUAAAGUUUUAGCAGGAUCUGCAGAUGAUCUCAUUCAAGGUGCUGUAUUAUCGUUGUUAGAGAAUUACUUGAGAUCGCUUAAGAAGAUUGAAGAUGAUCAUAACAAAUCUAUUAAUGCUCCAGUGAAGAACGUUAAGAUUGUUCCUCGCAAAGCUCUUCUCAUUCGUGGCGCUAAAGAGCGUGAAAGGGUUCUAAGGGAUAGAGAAGCAGGCGUUGGUUUCAUCAGACAGAGCCAAGUAUUUGAUAAUAACGUUAUUCCUGCGUCUAAAACUCCAAUUGAAGACUUGGAAUACAUGCAACUCAAAGACCUUCAAUUCCCUCACAGACAUUCCGGCAAGUUUGUGAUUGUCAGAGUCAUCAGCAAUCCUAACACUUUGUUCGAUUUACAUGCAAUUGUCGAUGAUAAGGAAGGAAAUGGCAUUCCUCUCACUUUAUCUCACUACACACCUUCUCCUACUGCUCCAUCCGAUGCUAUCUUGCCUUAUGGCUCUACACUUUUGAUAAAAGAACCAUACGUUACCAAAAAUGGUAUAUUCGUUCCAGCUAAAUCUGAUACGCGCCUGUUGUCGGAUUCAGACAAUCUAAUCAAUGAUGUCCAGUGGUUUUACCCUCUCGAGCAACCCUCUGAUAAUAAGGAAGUAGAUCAACUGAUGGCGCAAGCGAACAAUGAUGAUAAUGACUUAUGGGACAUUAUACAUGAUCUCAAUCAAGUGCUUUCUGUGAAUCCUUUGUCAUAUGAGGCUAAAAUUCGCCUCAGUGAUGUCUACUUUGGUGUUCAUAAACUUGGUUCUGCUUAUAGAACUUCAGCUGAGGCGCUAAAACUCGCAAGAGAUAAUCAGCAAAAGAGCAGAGCAUUUUUAAACCAAGCUAGGGCAGCUUAUGAUAUGCGCUUGUUUAAAGAAGCAGAAAAUUUAAUUAAAGGAGUUCAAGAUCCAGAAUUGCAAGGAGAAGUGAGGAGAGUAAAUGAAUUAAUUAAAAAGAGGCGACUGGAACGUGAUGAAGGGGAAUUUGACGUGACCGAGCUGUUCAAGGAAAAGCAACGUUAUAUUGCUCCAAGACUUGAUGUCGCUGAUUAUAUUGGUCCUAUUGAAGUAAAGGAUAUAGAUGGUAGAGGUAGAGGGGUCUUGGCUACGCAAGACGUCGAGCCUGGAACGUUGAUGCUCGUAGGAAAGGCAGUAGGCACAGCAUAUCCAUCUGACGCGGAUAGAAGAAAUUCUAAAGAGCACACGACAAUAAUGGAGCUUAACUACUCUCACAAGACACUUCAUGGUACCGCACAAGUGUUAGCUAGAACGCGUAUAAGUCAUGCCAUAGAAGAUAUGCCAUUCUUAGCUAAACGCGUGUUGGGAUUGUGCGGAUCACCAACCGAGCCGCUUUUGACAGAGUAUCUUAGAGAAGGAUUUCCACUUACAGUUGAUGAAGAUGAAGCAGUAGAAAUGCUCGACAAAGAAGGAAAAUUACCUGUGAUUGAUGUUGAUCCGAGAAGAGUUGGAAGUGUUUUAAAGUAUAACGCAUUCGGACAUGCAAGUAUAGCAGGUGCAGAGACACCAUGUAUGCUUCACUCACUUCCUGCUAUAAUAAAUCACUCAUGCGUACCCAAUGUGGCUUCAAUUCACCUUGGUGAUGUAAUAAUGUCUAGAGCAUUGACGCCACUAAGAAAGGGACAAGAGUUACUUCACUCGUAUGUUCCUGGAACAGGCGGUGGUAGUUCAGUUCCACCAUCACAGCAAGAGAGAAGAGGAGAGCUGAGAAAGCACGGAUUUACAUGUCAAUGUGAAUUAUGCUCACUAGAUGAUAUUGAUGGUGAAGAGAAAUUGAAGGAGCGUGGACUUAUGUUAGCUGAUGUUUGGCCUCGUCUUGCUGACAGAGCUAGGGUAUUGGAGAGAGCAAAAACGGAAGAUGAAAAAUUCAACGCGGAAUUAGACCGACUUUUGAAAGAAUUAGAGGAGUUUGUGGCAAGUUUGGAAAGUACAUUUAGUGAUAAGCGCCCUUAUGAGUUGAAGCCGGAACUUGCAAUUGUAAGGCGUACGCUUGCUCAAUUGACAUCUAGAAGAGAUGUGCAGAAGGCAAUUGAGAAUGAGCUUUUAUCACUUUCAGGACUUGGAGCAAUACUCAACGAGACACACGACAAAUCAAGUGAUAGAAAGAAGUUCAAGCAAUUACCUCGACUUCAACCAGAUAGUGCAAUACUUUCAAUGUUAGAUAUUGUAGAGUUAUUGAAAGGGGUGGAUGAAGAAGGUUCUAAGAGUUGGUUUGAAAGUACGAAAUGGGCACAUGAUGUUUUAGUUGGUGGAGGAGAAGCAGGAUUUUAUGCGCGUAUAAAUCAGUAG